Messenger RNA from Juglans regia (Persian walnut), 2037 nucleotides. Its product is annotated as protein RTE1-HOMOLOG. The transcript is spliced from 7 exons. Gene Ontology annotation, cellular component: endoplasmic reticulum; Golgi apparatus. The record is from RefSeq and is a predicted model, not a curated record. Gene Ontology annotation, biological process: response to ethylene; regulation of ethylene-activated signaling pathway. The coding region runs from base 97 to 1740 and encodes 547 amino acids. Lineage: Eukaryota; Viridiplantae; Streptophyta; Magnoliopsida; Fagales; Juglandaceae.
GGUAAAACUAAGGAUAACAUCAAUUCUCGACGUGACUUGGAGAUUUUGGGUUACAGAAAAGAAUUACACUUGAAGUGUGAAGGUGAACGUGUUACAAUGCCACAUGCAUCGUACACAUUACACGUUGAUGAAAGGAAUAAAUUUUGUGAAUGGUUGGCUGAUGUGAAAUUCCCAGAUGGGUUCGCUUCCAAUAUCUCGCGUUGUGUUUCUAUACAAAAUUCAUGCAAAAUCUCGGGAUUGAAAAGUCACGACUGUCAUGUUUUCAUGCAAAGACUACUCCCUAUUGCCGUUGGGGGGUAUUUACGAAGUGAUAUUGCCUUGGCCUUGAUUGAAUUGAGCACUUUCUUCAAGGAGUUGUGUGCCCGAACCCUAGAUGUUAACCGACUAUCCCAGCUCCAAACUGAUAUCAUCACAAUCCUAUGUAAAUUGGAGAUGAUAUUUCCCCCUUCUUUUUUCGAUAUCAUGGUCCACCUAGCUGUCCACUUACCCCGUGAGGCCAUACUUGGGGGUCCAGUACAAUACAGGUGGAUGUAUCCAUUUGAGAGGUAUCUCGGCAAGUUCAAGAGGUAUGUUAAGAAUAAAGCCCGCCCAGAAGGCUCAAUAGCCGAAGCCUACAUUCACACCGAAUGCUUGACUUUUUGCUCAAUGUAUCUCCAAGAUAUUGAGACGAAGUUUACUCGAAUGGAUCGCAAUGUUGAUGGUGGAGAAGCGGAGAAUAUAGAUGGAUUCAAGAUUUUCGACCAAAAAGUUCGACCCAUUGGUAUGGCUUUAAACUUGCAAUUAUCAAAUAAACUCCUUCCGGAAGCCACCUGGUACGUCCUCAACAACUGCGAUGAGAUUGCAUCAUACCUAAAGGAGCACUACGAGAAGUGUAAUGUGCACAGUCCAAACCAUACCGAUCGAAAGCAUCAAACUGAGUUUCCAUCUUGGUUCAAGCAACGUGUUCAGGAGCAGCGUAUCACCAACCCACUUGAUGUGACUGCUGAUCUGUAUGCGUUAGCUUGUGGUCCUGAACCUACUGUUGCAUCCUAUGCUGCUUGCAUUGUAAAUGGCAAAAGGUUCCAUACGAAACAACGUGAACUUCGACGGCGUACACAAAAUUCAGGGGUAUUGGUGACUGGUGACGAAAGUACUAAUAAUGUUGACUUCUACGGUGUUAUUAAUGACAUCGUGGAGUUACACUACAUGGGGCGGCGUCGGGUGUACUUGUUCAUGUGUGACUGGUUUGAUGUGGGGGAUCAAAGACGUGGGGUACGAGUUGAUAACCAUAUGACUAGUAUCAACAUGGACAGGACUUGGUAUAAGGAUGAACCAUUUGUAUUGGCAUGUCAGGCGUCCCAGUGUUUUUACAUCAGGGAUGUAAGGGCCCAAGGGAGAUGGUUUGUGGUGCAGAAGUUCACGAAUAGGAAUGUAUAUGACAUUCCACCGGUGCCGAGGGUGUUAGAAGAUAUUGACGGAGAGACUGGUGAUGAUGAUGCCUAUCAAGAAGAUGAUCCAUCAUCUACAUAUGCACCAUUGGAGUCUGAUGCAUGUCCAGUGUCAACUCCACUUAAUAGGAAUGAUAUAGAACCUACCCACAUUGAUGCACAAGAUGUCACUGUUCCGGCCAUAGAAGACAUCAAUUCAUUUGACUUUAUUGAUGAUGGCAUGGUUGCUUCUAGUUCAGGAGAUGCUUAUGCCAGUGAGGAAUAUUCUGAUGAGGAGGAGUUAGACACAGACGACGACUGUGGUUCAGAAUAGACAACAAGAUCAUUAGUUGGGGUAAAAAGGCACGGUGUCACAUUCAAUAAAGGCCAAAGUGACACGUGAACGACGAGAGCCCAUCCCUGAGCACUGCGGAGUCACUCACAUCGAGCUUCACGAUCAAGAAUCGGGUAUUGAAAAAGCAUUGGCCUUUCCCAUAUUCAUUCUGGUGGAAAUGAGGAGUUUCAAUGUUCAAGAGCCCAUAACUAUUGGACCGGAGCAGAGGCUUGUCUUUGACCAACGUCGAGCCCUCCCUACUUCAACCACCAACGGAGAACUGAUUGUGUAACUUUG